Molecule: messenger RNA, 1550 nt
Organism: Scleropages formosus (Asian bonytongue)
Lineage: Eukaryota; Metazoa; Chordata; Actinopteri; Osteoglossiformes; Osteoglossidae
Gene: id2a
Product: inhibitor of DNA binding 2a
Exons: 3
Coding region: 85-495 (136 amino acids)
Biological process (GO): cell differentiation; negative regulation of transcription by RNA polymerase II; circadian regulation of gene expression
Cellular component (GO): nucleus; cytoplasm
Molecular function (GO): protein dimerization activity; transcription regulator activity
Source: RefSeq, a predicted model, not a curated record
ACCCAGCCAUCGGACGGAUCGCAGGACGAGUACAGGAGUCAGCAAGUCGCAACGCGAAGGCGCCCGAUCACAUCGCUGUCAAACAUGAAAGCAAUAAGCCCCGUGAGGUCUUUCAGGAAAAGCAGCGCGAGCCUGUCGGAGCACAGCCUGGGCAUCUCCCGGAGCAAGACGCCCGUGGACGACCCCCUGAGCCUGCUCUACAACAUGAACGACUGCUACUCGAAGCUGAAGGAGCUCGUGCCCAGCAUCCCGCAGGACAAGAGCGUGAGCAAGAUGGAAAUCCUGCAGCACGUCAUCGACUAUAUCCUGGACCUGCAGCUCGCGCUCGACUCGCACCCCGCCAUCAGUAGCCUGCACCACCAGCGGCAGGGGCAGAAGACGUCCAGCAGGACCCCCCUGACCACCCUCAACACGGACAUCAGCAUCCUCUCACUACAGUCUGCCGAGUUUCCAACAGAAAGGAGCACAGAUGACAGCAAGACGCUCUACCGCUAAACUGACGAUGCUGCAAGUAAGGUGAGGGGCAAAGAGAUGUAGGUAUAUGUUAAGGAAAAUUUAUAUUACUCAACUACGUGCCCUCACCACUGCGGUACGUUAAAGUCAUGGUGAUGCUCGUUUUCAUUAAAAUAAAAUGAAAUGACAUGACAUGACGGAACCUUGACGCCUCGUGCAGUUCUGCAGAAAGUGAGAUGUCAGUGCUGCUGGCAUGAAUGACUGCUCAUUAAUAACUGCACGAGCAGAUGUGCAGUAAAAGUGCACCCUGUCCCAGAUGCUCACGGUUUGCUCCCGGUUUAGCCGAGGUUUCAGCGUUUGGUUCAAUGUUCAAACUGCGGCUUCCUCUGUGGCGCCAGUCUGUCCGGAUCUCUGCCCUGUUUGCAUGUUCAACACACGCCUCUCUUUCUCAAUCUCUUGCAGGUGUUUGGUUUAGGCACAAAAAAACAGAAAAGGAAAGGAAAAAAACCAGGACCUGGGAACUGACACCCCCCCUCCCCCCCUCUUAUUUUUGUUCUCGGUCUGGAUUUCUUCUGUAAUUCAAUCAAGAGACUUUAAACGGACAAUCUAUGUAAUAUGUUAAGAGUUCGGACAAUUUAUAGUUAUUUAUCUAUAGACUUUUGUUUCUGUCCUUUCUUCAAACGGAAGGCUUGAUAUAUUCCCGACAGUGGGAGUAAAAAAAGAAGAGAAAAAAAAAAAGAAGAUUAUUGUGAAGACCCUCUCCCUUUCCCCAAGACAAGUCUUUGCUUUUUUUGCGAAGGUGGAGUGACUAGAAGACAAGCUGGUUAGUUACUGUACAAAGUUUAGUCUGUCUUGUCAGAGUUGUUACUUUUUUGGCACAUGAAGGACUGGACGUCAUAAAAAAAGGAGGAAAAAAAAAAAUUUUUAAUUGAACGACCUUGUGAAAUGAACUUUGCAAUGGGAGUUUUAACUUGUUAUAGAUGCAGAGAUUGCAAAUUUCUGCACAAUAUGUAAUGCUGUACAUAAUUAUGCUGAAACUUUUUAUAAAAGUAAUUGUAAAUUGUACCUUUUUAUACAAAAAUAAAUCAAAUACUUUA